AUGGAGGACCUUGUGAGCCAUGCACCGAGCUUCGGAUUGAUCCUGAGGGCUACAGAGGUUCACUGGAGCCUGAUGCUGGAUGACCGAGCCCCUAUGGAGGCUCGGUACGCAGAGGAGGGCCCAGGACCCAGGAUGUUCACAACAGAGCCGGGAGACCAGCAGCAACCCACCUCCCGGGCUGGGCGCCGGUGCUCCGUGCGGUGUGGCUGUGCAGUGCUGGGAGUCCUGGGGCUGCUGGCAGUGGGCAUCAGCUCAUGGCUUCUAGCGCUGUAUCUGUGGCCGGUCACCUCUCAGCCUGUUUCUGGGACCUUGCAGGAUGAGGAGAUGACGCUGAGCUGCUCAGUCAGCAGUGAGGAAGUUCUGCGCCCCUCACUUCCCCAAACAGUAUCUUUCAGAAUAAAUGUUGAGGACUUCUUGCUGGAAGGACAGGUGAGGACCCGGCCAGACUGGCUCCUGGUCUGCCACGAGGGCUGGGGCCCUGCCCUGGGGGUGUGGAUCUGCUGCAGCCUCGGGCAUCUCAGACUCACUCACCAAAAGGGUGUGAACCUGUCUGACCUCAAGCUCAGCAGCUCCUAGGAGUUCGCCCAGCUCUCUCCUGGCCUGGGAGGCCUCCAUGAGGAGGUGUGGCAGCCCAGGGACAACUGCACUUCUGGCCAAAUUGUUUCCCUCAGAUGCACUGAUGAGUCAUAGUAUGGGACAAGACCCCUGGCUUCCCGGAUAGUAGGUGGGCAGGCAGUGGCUCCUGGGUGCUGGCCCUGGCAGGCCAGUGUGACACUGGGCUCCCGGCACACAUGUGGGGGCUCUCUGUUGGCACCACGCUGGGUGGUGACUGCUGCACACUGCAUGCACAGUUUCAGCCUGGCCCGCCUGUCCAGCUGGUGGGUUCACGUGGGGCUGGUCAGCCACAGCGCUGUCAGGCCACACCAGGGGGCUGUGGGGGACAGGAUUAACCUCUACCCCUUCUACAGCGCCCAGAGUCAUGACUACGACAUCGCCCUCCUGCAGCUCCAAACUCCACUCAACUCCUCAGACACCAUGGGUGCUGUGUGCCUGCCUGCCAAGCAGCAAUACUUUCUGAGGGGCUUGCAGUGCUGGGUGUCUGGCUGGGGCCACACAACCCCAGCCACAGUGACCCACAGCUCAGACAUGCUCCAGGACACAGUGGUGCCCCUGCUCAGCACCCAGCUUUGCAACAGCUCUUGCAUGUACAGCGGGGCCCUUACCCCCCGCAUGUUGUGUGCUGGCUACCUGGACGGAAGGGCUGAUACAUACCAGUGUGGCCCGUGGGGGAGGUCGGGGUUGGGAGCCUGCAGUGGGGAUAGCGGGAGCCCUUUGGUGUGCCCAGAUGGGGGCACAUGGCACCUGGUGGGGGUGGUCAGUUGGGGUCGUGGCUGCACAGAGCCCAAUCACUCAGGCGUCUAUGCCAAGGUGGCUGAGUUCCUGGACUGGAUCCACGACACUGCACAGUCCAGCUUUCAGGACAGGGAAGAGCAGCACGUGGCUUGGACUAGCUCCAUGAAUGCAGGGGUGGAAGUAGGGGCAGACACUGAGACCUCUCCUGCUACUCCAGCCUACCCACAGGAGAGCCCUCCUUCACCUGCUCAGUGUCCUGCCUCCCUUCCUAUCAGACACGCCAGAGUGAACUCGCUGGGUUUGCCCCACUCGCAGGACUCUGCUUCCUCCUAA
Molecule: messenger RNA, 1686 nt
Organism: Cynocephalus volans (Philippine flying lemur)
Lineage: Eukaryota; Metazoa; Chordata; Mammalia; Dermoptera; Cynocephalidae
Gene: TMPRSS5
Product: transmembrane serine protease 5
Biological process (GO): proteolysis
Cellular component (GO): membrane
Molecular function (GO): serine-type endopeptidase activity
Source: RefSeq, a predicted model, not a curated record